This is a messenger RNA of Meriones unguiculatus (Mongolian gerbil), 5985 nucleotides long. RefSeq names its product integrin subunit alpha 4 (gene Itga4). The record is from RefSeq and is a predicted model, not a curated record. The coding region runs from base 605 to 3724 and encodes 1039 amino acids. Gene Ontology annotation, biological process: cell-cell adhesion; integrin-mediated signaling pathway; cell adhesion mediated by integrin. Gene Ontology annotation, cellular component: integrin complex; external side of plasma membrane. Gene Ontology annotation, molecular function: integrin binding. NCBI's taxonomy places the organism in Eukaryota, Metazoa, Chordata, Mammalia, Rodentia, Muridae. The transcript is spliced from 28 exons.
UGGAACGUUCUCCACAGUCCUGGUCCCCAAAUUUGGGAGACCACCUUUGGCCACGGGGACUGUCCGUCGAGGCCAGCCGCUGUGUGAAGUGCCUCAAAGGCUAGUCAUCAGGCCCCAGCCAACUUUCCAAAGGGAAAUCCCUGUCCUCUGCUGUGUCCCCCUCGGUAGGCCCCAGCAGCCCAGAGCCAUCCCGCCUGUGGGCAGCCAGAACAAGGCCAGGGGGUGAGUCCAUGCAAACUAGGUCCCCUAGCGCCCCCUACAGCUGCUGUGGGGUUGGAGAUGGGGAUCGGGUCUGGGAGAGGGAGCUGAGGCUGUGAGCACCACACCCAGACCCCACCCAGAUCAUAGAGCACCCAGCCCCCAGGCCACAGAAACGGGGCGGGGGCCAGAGCCAGGGGUAUCCCUGGCCACCAAGAUUGCUCUGCCUGUGGCCACCAAUUCCCCUCCUCCCCUGGCGUCCCUCUCUCCGCCCCUGUCGUCUGCCAGCACCAGACACGCUGCUGCACUUCAUCUCUUGGGGCGCUCUUCGCCUUGGCCAACAGUCGCAUCCUGUGCAACUCGGGUCAGUGGCCGUUUGGUGUUGAAUGUUCCCCAACAAGAGUGCAUGGCCGCGGAAGCCAGGCGCAGACCGGGGCCCCGAGGGGUCGCCCUCCGGGAAGCGGUGAUGUUGUUGUUGUACCUGGGGGUGCCGGCCGGGCACCCCUACAACCUGGACGCGGAGAGUGCUCUGCUGUACCAGGGGCCCUCCGGCACGUUGUUCGGCUACUCCGUGUUGCUGCACAGCCACGGGGCAAAGCGCUGGCUCCUCGUGGGCGCUCCCACUGCCAGCUGGCUCUCCAAUGCCUCAGUGGUCAAUCCCGGGGCGAUUUACAGAUGCAGGAUCGGAGAGAAUCCAGGCCAGACCUGCGAACAGCUCCAGCUGGGUAGCCCCGGCGGAGAGCGGUGUGGAAGAACCUGCCUGGAAGAGAGAGAUAACCAGUGGCUGGGGGUGACGCUUUCCAGACAGCCAGGUGAAAACGGAUCUGUCCUGGCCUGUGGGCAUAGGUGGAAAAAUAUAUUUUACAUGAAGAAUGAAAAUAAGCUCCCCACUGGCGUUUGCUACGCCGUGCCUUCUGACUUGCGGACAGAACUGAGUAAGAGGAUGGUUCCCUGUUACCAAGAUUUUGUGAAAAAUUUUGGAGAAAGGUUUGCAUCGUGUCAAGCUGGAAUAUCUAGUUUUUACACACAGGAUUUAAUCGUGAUGGGGGCCCCGGGAUCAUUUUACUGGACUGGCUCUGUCAUCGUCUACAGUAUCACUGCAAACAAUUACAAGGCGUUCGUAGACAGACAGAAUCAAGUAAAAUUUGGAAGUUACUUAGGCUACUCAGUUGGAGCCGGUCAUUUUCGAAGUCCACAUACCACCGAAAUCGUGGGAGGAGCCCCUCAACAUGAACAAAUAGGAAAAGCAUAUAUAUUCAGCAUCGAAGAAAAGGAACUGCACAUCAUCCAUGAAAUGAAAGGUAAAAAGUUUGGCUCAUACUUUGGAGCUUCUGUCUGUGCGGUGGACCUCAACGCGGACGGCUUCUCAGAUCUCCUGGUCGGGGCUCCCAUGCAGAGCAGCAUCAGGGAGGAAGGGAGAGUGUUCGUGUACAUCAACUCCGGCUCGGGAGCGGUAAUGGACGAAAUGGAAGCAGUACUCGUCGGGAGUGACAAAUAUGCCGCAAGGUUUGGGGAGUCUAUAGCAAAUCUUGGUGACAUUGACAAUGACGGCUUUGAAGAUGUUGCCAUUGGGGCUCCACAAGAAGAUGACCUGCGAGGAGCCAUCUACAUUUACAAUGGCCGAGAAGAUGGGAUCUCACCCACCUACUCACAGAGAAUCGAGGGACUUCAAAUCAGCAAAUCGCUACGGAUGUUUGGACAGUCUAUCUCGGGACAAAUUGACGCAGAUAACAAUGGCUACAUUGAUGUAGCAGUUGGUGCUUUUCAGUCUGAUUCUGCCGUGUUACUAAGGACAAGGCCCGUGGUGAUUGUUGAAGCUUCUCUAAGCCAUCCCGAGUCAGUAAAUAGAACAAAGUUUGACUGCACUGAAAAUGGACUUCCCUCUGUGUGCAUGAGUCUAACCCUGUGCUUCUCAUAUAAGGGCAAAGAGGUCCCAGGCUACAUUGUUUUGUUUUACAACAUGAGCUUGGAUGUGCACAGAAAGGCAGAGUCUCCAUCAAGAUUUUACUUCUCCUCCAAUGGCACUUCCGACGUGAUCACAGGAAGCAUACAGGUUUCAAGCAGUGCAGAGAAAUGUCGGACACACCAGGCGUUCAUGCGGAAAGAUGUGCGAGACAUCCUCAGCCCUGUUGAGGUGGAGGCCGCUUACCACCUGGGGCAUCACGUGAUCACCAAACGAGACACGAAGGAACUACCACCACUGCAGCCAAUCCUUCAGCAGAAGAAAGAGAAGGACAAAAUCAGAAAAACGAUAAACUUUGCAAGGUUUUGUGCCAAUGAAAAUUGUUCUGCUGAUCUGCAAGUUUCUGCAAAAAUUGGAUUUUUAAAGCCGUAUGAAAACAAAACCUACCUUGCGGUUGGGAGCAUGAAGACCAUAAUGCUAAAUGUGUCCUUGUUCAAUGCUGGGGACGACGCUUACGAAACCUCUCUGCACAUCCAGCUCCCCACAGGCCUUUAUUUCAUUAAGAUCUUAGACCUGGAAGAGAAACAAAUAAACUGCGAAGUGACAGAGAGCUCAGGCAUAGUGAAACUUGCCUGCAGCCUUGGUUACAUAUAUGUGGACCGGCUGUCAAGGAUAGAUGUAAGCUUUCUCCUGGAUGUGAGCUCCCUCAGCAGGGCACAUGAGGACCUCAGCAUCUCCGUGCACGCCUCCUGUGAGAAUGAAGGCGAAAUGGACAAAGUGAAGGACAACAACGUGACGUUAGUGAUACCCCUCCGGUAUGAGGUCAUGCUGACUGUCCAUGGGUUUGUGAACCCCACUUCCUUUGUGUAUGGAUCAAGUGAGGAGAACGAGCCGGAAACGUGCAUGGCAGAGAAGCUGAACCUCACUUUCCAUGUUAUAAACACUGGCAUUAGCAUGGCUCCAAAUGUUAGUGUGAAAAUCAUGGUACCCAAUUCUUUUCUCCCUCAAAAUGACAAGUUGUUCAACGUUUUAGCUGUCCAGGCAACUUCUGGGCAAUGCCAUUUCAAUCGCUAUGACAGUGAGUGCGCAUCGAAGCAGCAAAAGGGCAUAGCAGAGACCUUGACAGACAUACUCAAAUUCCUCUCAAAGACUGAUAAGAGACUCGUGUAUUGCAUGAAAGCGGAUCUACACUGUUUGGGUUUCUUGUGCAAUUUCGGAAGAAUGGAAAGCGGAAAAGAAGCCAGUGUUCACAUUCAGCUGGAAGGCAGGCCGUCUCUCUUGGAAAUGGAUGAGACUUCAUCACUCAAGUUUGAAAUAGAAGCAACAGCGUUUCCAGAGCCACACCCUAAAGUUAUUGAAUUGAAUAGGGAAGAGAAUGUUGCCUAUGUUUUCCUGGAAGGUCUCCAUCAUCAAAGACCCAAACGGCAGUUCACCAUCGUGAUCAUUACCAGCAGCUUGCUGCUCGGGCUUAUUGUGCUCUUAUUAAUUUCAUGUGUCAUGUGGAAGGCUGGGUUCUUCAAAAGGCAGUAUAAGUCUAUUCUACAAGAAGAGAACAGGAGAGACAGCUGGAGUUACGUCAACAGCAAAAGCAACGAUGAUGAACUUUUAAAUGGAGAGAACUGAAAAGGAAAGACUCAGGUCAGGGAAACUAUCCUGUUCAUAAGACCCAGGAGUACAUCUCCCUUUUUGUGUACUUACGAUUUUGUGACCUACUCUGCCUUCAUGCGGGAGAACUCUUCAAGAAAGAAAAUAGACAAGGUUGCUUUCUUUCAGCAGUGGAGAAAAACACUAAAGUUCUUGAUUUACUCCACAAAGGAGAACACCCAAAACCAGCUUGAAGUGAAAGCAACUCCAUGUUUAGCCAGACCACCUUAAACAGAGCAAUCUUUAACAGCGGAAAAUUGACUAGGUGCUCUUACCUCAGUGAACUAAAUGCCACGGAUUGGCGACUUGUUGGUUCCAACACACUUUUGAAACCACAUAAACUCUUCCAGAGAGCGUUGUCCAGAUUUUCUAAUGGAUAAAUCAUUCAGAAGUGGAAGACGUGAAGACUGCCAUCGGUGACUUGAUGUCACUGACCUGUGGCCCUACUGCCCUUUUUUUCUGCAGGUAUUAAUUUUAAAAUCCUGAAGAAUAAAAUCCAUAAGAGCAGGCUGGCCUUCUGGAGAAGUGGCCAGCUGUGGACUCAUCUUUGUAUGUAUAUAGGCUUUUCUAAAGAAUACAAAUAUCAAUCCGCUUUUUUUUUUCUUUAUUAAGAGCACCCAGGAAUAUUUUUAUUUUUUUCAAAUUCUCAUUUGUAAAACCAAUUCUUAAGAGUUUAAUCCUCAUAGCAGAUUAUAAACGUUGCACUUUAGCUGAUACACACUGAUAUAAUAUGAACUGCAGCUCGCUCAUGAUUUAAUAUCGUGCAGAGAGAGAUUUGGGAGCCAAUAGUUCAUAAAACAGUCCCUGUUUCAAAGUAAGCAGAUACGAGUAUCUUUAGGACAGUGUUGCUUUUCUUGUUCCGGUUAAAUCUAUAUUAACCAGGAGUGUAAAGAAAGAUAUUCUGUUAUGGAAAUGGAAAAACCAUUUUAAAGGCAGAACUGUAAGUCACUGAUUCAGCUUGUGUGCAGUGACAAAGUAAAUGUGGCUGGCGUAAAGUUCCCAUAAGGUUUGUAUGUUUGAUGCUGUUGCACAGGGGUCUAUUUUAAAAUGAAAUAAUCUCUACCUGGGUUUUAUGGAAUUUGUUUGUAAUUACAACCUUUUUGUAGUGUUUACAAUCAUUUUUUGUAGUAUUUAUUUCCUAUAUGUGGCUUGAUAAAUGUAAAUAUUCAUCUGGAUCUGUUACAUGGAAGAAAGCUAUGGCCUGAUUUUGAACCUGUGUUGGAUGAAAGGGGCAGCCAUCACUGCUGUGAAGAGGAACUCUCCAGUGGCUGCUGGCCCUUCCUCGGAUCUCCUGAUCCUCGAGCCCCUGGUCUGUGGCUGGAGAGCAGGGUGUGUGCCAAGGCUUGUGGUCUCGCUUCUGCGUGAUGAAAUGAGCACACAGCGUCAACUCCAGGUGCACAAAAACCAUGUUUAAUUGAAUGUUUGUAUCUUAAAGGAUGCUUAUUUGUGUGUAAAAGCUAUGGGUUUAUGGUUUUUCUCAUCAAAUUCAAAUAGUUAAUUCACAAAAUGUCAAAAAUAAUACAUGAAAAUCAAUCUCAGUUUAGAUCUACCUUUUAAAGGGAGGGUCUCUGGGGAAAUGUAAAUUUGGAUCAGUUCACUGGAAACUGACUGCUGUGAUUGGCCAAGCACUGCCUUUCAGGUCAAAAGGAACCCCGCCUGUGCUGUUGGUGUUCUGGUCAGGAAGUUGUCUCCUGUGCCAAUGAGGUCAAGGCUCUUCCCCACUUUUUCUUAUAACAGGUUUAGUGUGUCUGGUUUUCUGUUGAGGUCUUUGAUCCACUUGGACUUUAGUUUUGUGCAGGCGAUAAAUGUGGAUCUAUUUACAUUUUUCUACAUGUAGACAUGCAGUUGGACCAGCACCAUUUGUUGAAGAUGUUGUCUGUUUUCCAUUGUAUGGUUUUGGCAUUUUUGUCAAAAAUCAAGUAUACAUAGGUGUAUGGGUUUAUUUCUGGAUCUUCUAUUUAAUUCCAUUCAUCCACCAUUCUAUUUCUAUGCCAGUACCAUGCAGUUUUUAUUACUAUUGCUCUGCAGUACAGCUUGAGAUCAGGGAUGGAGAUACCUCGAGACUAUCCUGUUGUACAGGAUUCACAAUUCUGGGUCUUUUGUUCUUCCAUAAGAAAUUGAAAAUUGUUCUUCCAGUUCUGUAAAGAAUUGUGUUGGUAUUUUAAUGGAAAUUGCAUUGAAGCUAUAGAUUGCUUUUUGCAGGAUGGCCAUUAAUAAUCAAUAAAUGGAACUGAACCUCA